Molecule: messenger RNA, 1455 nt
Organism: Colletotrichum abscissum
Lineage: Eukaryota; Fungi; Ascomycota; Sordariomycetes; Glomerellales; Glomerellaceae
Product: major facilitator superfamily transporter
Exons: 6
Coding region: 1-1455 (484 amino acids)
Biological process (GO): pantothenate import across plasma membrane
Cellular component (GO): plasma membrane
Molecular function (GO): pantothenate transmembrane transporter activity
Source: RefSeq, a predicted model, not a curated record
AUGGGGUUCUUCUCAUCAUUGAGAAAGCACUUCAAGGGUGCUUCAACUCCAUUGGAGAGGAAACUUGUUCUCAAGUUGGACUUCUUCAUUCUUACUUUCUGCUGUUUAGCAUAUUUCAUGAAUUAUCUCGACAGAGCCAGCAUAACCCAAGCAUAUGUUUCUGGAAUGCGAGAGGACUUGGGCUUCAAAGGUGCUCAACUGACUGUCGUAACGACUCUUUAUGCGACAGCGUAUCUCAUAGGCAUUGUCCCCAACAAUUUGCUCUUGACUUAUUUUAAGCCUCGAAACUUCUUCCCCUUUAUGAUCACAACCUGGGCAGGAAUUACUAUGCUAAACGCGGUGGCGAAGACUCCGCAGCACCUCAUGGCUAUCCGAUUCUUCCAAGGGUACUUUGAAUCAUGCAUCUUCGCCGGAACCCAGUACAUUCUGGGAUCAUGGUAUACUAAGAAGGAGCUUGGCCAGCGCACAGGAUUCUUCACCGCCAGUGGUCUAGCUGGUGGUAUGUUUGGUGGCUUCCUCCAUAGUGGCAUCCAUUCGUCUAUCCAUUCGUCUAUGAAUGGCCUCCAUGGUCUGCCAGGUUGGAAAUGGCUGUUCAUUAUUUCUGGCAUUAUCACGCUGCCCGUCGCUGUGUACGGAUACUUCUUCUUCCCCGAUACACCUCAUACGACCACGGCAUUCUACCUAAGCCAAGAAGAAAUCGCUCUUGCAAGAGAGCGGGUGCCGAUUCACGAGGUUGACAAGACGGAGAGUAUUCUCUCCAAGUCUUUCCUAUCUAGAGUAGUACACUCCUGGUACCUCUAUGCCUUUUGUUUCCUGUGGAUUUUAGGCAAUUGCUCCGAAUCGCAGUCCAAUCAGUCGCUUCUCAACCUCUAUAUGCAGGCUCAUCCAACAGAGAAGUACAAUCUCUACCAACGCAACAACUACCCCACCGGUGUACAGGCCAUGGGCGUGACGAGCACGCUGUUGUGGGCCACAUCAACAGAUAUUUGGGGUAGGCGGUGGCUGUCGGGAUACUACGUCUCCUUCACGGCUAUUGCUAAUGCCGCAAUCAUUCUCGCGCAAACUUCGACGGCAGCCAAAUUUGGGGCCUACUACUGGGCUGGCUCGAUCUAUUGUAUCCAAGCCACUUUCUUUGCGUGGGCCAAUGACUCGAUGCGAAAUGAAUCACCGAGACUACGAUCGUGCGUUAUUGCAUGCAUGAACGCGGCUGGCAACUGCUUCCAAGCUUGGUGGCCACUAAUUUUCUACAGAGCCGAUGACGCUCCAGAGUUCAAGAAAGGAAUGAUUGUCAUGAUUGCUGUAGGAACGACCAUGGCGAUUUGGGUCACCGUUCUUAUUCUAGUCGAAAAGCGGCGAGCCAAGACGGAGCUUCAAGUCAUCGAGGCUGUUGUGGAAGAGCAAAGUCUGGGGUCAGAAGGGCCUACGAAGCUUGACUCUGCUAAGUUGGAUAACUAA